Messenger RNA from Cladocopium goreaui, 13830 nucleotides. The record is from the annotation of a GenBank genome assembly. Lineage: Eukaryota; Dinophyceae; Suessiales; Symbiodiniaceae.
UUGUUGAUCUUGAAAGUUGCAGCUUUGCUACUGGACUUGCGCAGCUGGGAAGAAGGCAUGACGCUCCGCGUUGCAGUUGGCUCAGGGGGAGCUAAAGCAGCUCUGCCAGAUCCAGAGGCGGGGGAAGGUGCCGCCAAGGGCGUGGAGGCACGUACACUAUGGACACUCAACCGGCUAAUGGUGCUGCUGGGCGUCAGGGCUGAAAAAGCCGACAAGUUUCUGAGUGGUUUCACCACCGAAGAGACCUCCGCCAGAGCAAUCGCGCGUUUCAUGGAUGAUCCAGAAUGUCCUGCAUGCUACUUUGCCCCUACCAGCGAAUCUGUGUCCUGCACAAUAGACCUUCCGUCAGCUCAGCAAAUGAGAAAGAAGGUGGUUGCAAUGCACAGAUCAAGUCCAGAAGUUCAGAUUUCCAAAGAGAACUUAGCCGAAUCGGUCAUUUUGAUGGAGAUGACCAAAAAUGUCAUGGACCUGCUGAACAUGUAUUGUCAGUCGGUGUACCUUUCUACCCUGACCAACCCUGCAAACCAGGCCGGUUGGUCAGAUCUGAUUGCCAAAGACCUCAUGGACAAGUACCAUGUCUUCCUUGCAAGCUUGCACGUGACUGUGGGCCUGAUGAAAGGCCACACAUGGCUACCUCACCCUCCUAGAGAUGCCUUGCCGACCAGCGGUGGCAUGGCAGCUGCUGGUGGCGGUGCCGGAUCCUCUGGAGGUAAGGACAAGGUUCACGUGCUGGAAGGAGCCGUGAUUACCUGGACCAAGCAGAUCAGGCACGUUCUGAAGCAAGAUCCGGAGGUCCUGCUUAAGGAUGGCAAAAAUCCAGAGCCAAGUGCUGAGUUGAAAUUCUGGCGCAGCAAGGCCGCCAAUUUGAACUCCAUCCACUCUCAGCUGGGAAUGGACGCGCUCAAGAAGGUGCUGAAGUUCUUGGAAACAAACAAGAGCACCUACACUGCGCCGUUCUCCAAGCUCCAGAAGGAGGUGGAGGAAGCUCGAGAAGAGGCCAACGACAACGUCAAAUUCCUAGCCAGCUUGACGAAGUCCAUCGACAAGUUGACCAGCGACAGCGCUGACUUUGAACAGCUUGAGCAGUUGUUUGAGCCCAUCCUGCACAAUAUUUUGCUCAUCUGGCGCUAUUCCAAAUUCUACACUACCCCUACUCGCAUGGCUGUUCUGAUUCGAGAGAUUUGUAACUCCAUCAUUGCCCAAGCUGUGCGAUACAUCAACGGCGGCGACAUUUUUACCAUGAUCUCCUCGGAGGAAACGGUGGAGUGCUACGCCAAGUUGGAGAACACCUUUCGCAUUUGCACUGCCUUCAAGGAUUGCUAUUUGCUCUUCCGUGACAUCGCGGCAAACCAGGAUGGUACAGGUUGGAAGAUGAAGAACGACGCCCUGUUCGUUCGCUUGGACUCCUUCCGGGACCGUUGUCGUGAUGCCUUGGACUUCACACGCACCGUGAUCCAAUUCUCCAAGCUGGAACGGGUGGAGAUCGGUGGCACCAAGGGCAAGGUUCUUUCGGACUGCGUGGUUGCCAUCCGGGAAGAGUUCAUGAAGUGUGUGGAGACCUUCAAGAGUGUUUCCUAUGACAUCAUGGAUGUUGGUGAGGUGCAGUUUGAGCAUGACUACUUCAAGUUCCGCAUGACAGUGAAGGAUUUGGACCGUCGUUUGGGCAGCCUUCUUGCAUCAGCAUUUGACGACUUGGACACCAUCAGCAUGCGAGUCAAGCUGUUUGACAUUUUUGAGGGGCUGCUGGAGCGUCCAAUCAUUCAAGCUGAGCUGGAGAAAAAACAUAAAAUGCUGUUGCACCAAGUGGAGCAAGAUCUCACUUCUGUGGAAACGGGCUUUGUCGAAGCAAAGGACAAAGUGGAUCAAUGCUACGACGAUGCGCCCAUUUUUUCCAAUCUACCACCUGCAGCCGGCGCCAUCUAUUGGGCUCGGUGCUCUAGGCAUCGAAUCAAUGAUCCGAUGAACAAGCUUGCCUUCUACAACCUGGCCCUGAGGGAAACACCAGAGGAGUUCCGAGAAGUCAAGAAGCAGCAUCAGACUUUAGACAAGAUGCUGCAGGAGUAUGAGCUCCAACGGUAUCAGACCUGGGAACAGACAUCAGUGGAGGCUGCCAAGGAGAAGCUGAAGAUGAGACUCCUGCGAAGGCAAGAAAAGUCGGGCCUGUUGAAGGUCAACUUUGAUCCUGCCCUCGUGAGACUUCUUCGAGAGGUGCGCUUCUUUUUGAUUUUUGACAUCGAAGUGCCACCAGCAGCCUUAGAGAUGUUCAGCAGGGUGGCGACCUACAGGCAGUGGGUGGCACAGUUAGAUCAUAUUGUCGGCAUGUACAACGCUGUGCUGACGGAGUUGCUGCCAGUUGAAGAGCCUUUGCUGGAGGAUCGCAUUGCAAAGAUGGACCAAGUAUUGUCUCCUGGCCUCACCGAACUCAAGUGGAAGAGCGAAGACAAGAUCCCGGAGUUCAUCGAGAACACCAUGCGCGUCGUGAGCGAUGUGUCAGGUGUGGUUGAGAUCAUGAAGGGUAACCUCCGCUCCAUCUCCGGCAUUCUGUCGCAGUGGUGCAAGGAGCCAAUCAUCUCGCGUGCCAAAGGCUCCAAACCCAUGGCACUGGAUGAGUUUGAUCUCAAGCACAAGGAGCGCGUGGGCAUGCGCAUGAUGACCCAGUCGGAGGGCGGCAAGGAAAUCCACAAGUUCGUGAAGGACUCCUCCGAAGCCUUGAAGGUGUCCAAGGUGGCGGCUAAUUGGAAAGCCUAUGUGGAUUUUGUCAACAACAUUGUCAUUGAAGGCUUUGUGUCUUCUAUCGCGGUCUCCCUGCAGCAUCUUUGUGAGAUUCUGGAUCCGCUGAUCAUCGCGAAGCAUGAGAUGCUUCCACUCUUCGAAGUGAAGAUCGAACUGCAGGAUUCCAAGAUCAUCUUUGAUCCACCUUUCCAGUCUGCUAAGCCUGGGGACAUUUCCCUGAGGUCAACCAUUGAUGGCUGGCUCAAGGAUUUCUUUGCCACAGUCACUUGCAUGCAGCGUUUGGACACCAACAGUGGUGACUAUUUGAGUGAGAUCAGGGAACACUUCCAGAUGCAGUGUCUCUUGGCACUUGUGUCAGAGCUUAUUGACAACACAGAGAUGAAAUGCAUGGAUUACCGGGAGACCUUCAUGCAACACUCGUACCUGUGGACCGAGUCAAUUGACAAAUCCUUUGAGAGGUUCUUGCAGGAGGGUGCUCGUGAUUUGGUGGAGGGAUUUGAGGAGGAAGGCCUGUCAUUCAGGGACAUCAUGGGCCGAAUCAAGGUAGAUAUCGGCCGUCAGAUUCCUGCACUGGAAGAGUUUGACAAAGAAAUUCUGAAGUUCAAAAGCCUGAAGGCAGAUUUGUCAAACAUGAAGACUCCAGUGGACAUCCAUUGGCUCCGUGUUGGCGCACAGCCAGUGAAGCUGGCCCUUGUCUCCUUUGCUCGGCAGUGGGAAGAGAAGUACGUUGACUUCCUCAAGAACUUCACUGAGGACCGCAUCCGCACCCUGGACAAAUUCAUCAAUCAACAGCAGGAGGGUCUUGGUCCACCUUCGCCAGUUGACGAGCCGGAGAAUGAGAAGUUGCUGUACUCUACCAUGACCAACAUCCGUGAUGUGAAGUUGGCAACCACAGCGGUGAAGAAGCUCUUCCCACCAAUCCGAGAUCUCUGCCAGCUGCUCAAAAAGCAUCAUGUGAACCAUGAAGGUCUGACUGAGCUGGAUCAGGCACCAAACAAGUGGGAUGAAGUGAUCCGAAUGGCGUUCGAUGUCAAGGAACAGAUUUUACCUCUGCAGAGUGAAGAAGUUCUCAAGAUUCGCAACAAGAUUGACAUCUUUGCAGAAGAGCUGCAGAACUUCUGCCAUGAAUUCCGUGAGAAGUGUCCAUUUGAUCCUUCAAAUGCAGUAGCUGGUGAAUAUGACCUCAGCUACGACACCAUGAACGACUACUACAACAAGACCCUGGCCAUCCGGCAAAGGGCCAAUGAGUUCAAUGAUUUGGAGUUGCUCUUUGACAUGCAAAUGUCCAGCUACAGGGAGCUCAAAGAGUGUCAGGAAGAGUUGAUCCUGCUGAAGAACUUAUGGGAUGGAGUGACUCUUGUAAAAGAGACCUUCGAGAGCUGGAACGGAAUUCUAUGGGACAAAAUUGACACUGAUUCUUUGGUGCAGCAAGCGCGCGACCUUCAGACUCAAGUGAAGAAUAUGCCGAAGCAGAUCAAAGCUUGGGCCCUCUACAGAUGGCUCACAGAUGAGGUCAAGAACAUGGCCACAGUGCUUCCAUUGGUGAACGACUUGCAUGGAGAGACCAUGCGAGAUAGGCAUUGGAAUAGCAUCAUGGUGAUUACCCAGAAGUCCUUUGAGAAGGGACCAGAGUUCUGUUUCAAGGACUUGCUGGAUCUCAAGCUCCAUGAGUUUGCGGAGGACGUUUCUGAGGUGGUUGACCAAAGUGUUAAGGAGGCAAAGAUUGAGAAGAAGCUCUCCGCCAUCCGUGCCACUUGGUCCAAGAUGCCAGUGUCCUUCGAUUGCUCCAAUCCAGACUGUCCACUUCUGGGUGAGCUUGGUGAGGUCAUUGAAAAGUUGGACAGCGAUUCAUUGGAGAUGAUGGGCAUGACUUCCCAAGGCCGCUUUAUUGAAUUCUGCAAGCCAGUCGUCGAUGAAUGGAGUGGAAAGCUGCGUGCGAUCGAUGGUGCGCUGGGUGUUUGGACGAAAGUCCAAGCCAACUGGUGCCGCUUGGAGCCCAUUUUCAUGCAGAGUGCUGAUAUUCGUUCCCAGCUCCCUGAGGAUUCAAAGCGCUUUGAGCAAAUGGAUGCUGCCUGGAAGGAGCUUAUGAUGGAUGCAUCCAACAGCUCGUUGAUUGUGGAAAUUUGCUGUGCAGAGGGACGCGAGGCCGCUUUGCAGGCAAUUUCGGAAGGCAUUGACACGUGUGAGAAGGCUCUGAAUGAGUACCUAGAGCAGAAGAAGAAGGCAUUCCCUCGCUUUUACUUCGUCGCCAACCAGGCUUUGUUGGACAUUCUGUCCAAUGGUGCUAAGCCUUUGAAGGUGGCAGAAUAUUUGGGCGACAUCUUUGAUGGAGUGAAAACCUUAGACUUCUCCAAAGCGCCAGACACAGGUCGCAUUGCAUGUGGUCACAUUUCCAAGGACACCGAGAGCGUUGCAUGGGCAGAAGAUAUGCAUAUCGAUGGUGCUGUGGAGGCCUACCUUUUGCAGUUGGAAGGUCAUCUUCGUUUGCAGCUACGCAUUGAGCUUGAGCAAGCCAGGGCAACAGCAGACAACUGGGAAGUACCAGAAGGCAACCCUCGGGAGUUCUGGCUGGAAGCAUAUUGUUCACAGUUGGCUCUGGUGGGCACACAAAUCAUGUGGACGGAGGAGACAAACCGUGUGUUCGAGGAGAUCGAAAGUGGAAGUGAGACCGCCAUGAAGGACUACAAGAGAGUGAACGAUGAGCGCAUUGAAAAGCUGAUCAAACGCGUCCAGACCAAGCUGAGCAAGGAUGUGCGCAACAAGAUCAUCACCCUGAUCACCAUUGAUGUGCACGGCCGUGACAUUGUGGAACAGAUGGCCAUUGCAAAGAUCUCGGACAGCACCAACUUCAAGUGGUUGUCGCAGUUGCGCUUUCACUGGAACUACUGCCCUCAAGGUAUGAACCUUGUGAGCCACACCCCAGACGAUCUCAAAACCUGUGUCAUUCGAAUUUGUGAUUGGACGACCAUCUACUGCUAUGAGUAUGUUGGCAAUUGUGGGCGCUUGGUGAUCACACCACUCACAGAUCGCUGCUACAUCACACUGACCCAAGCGCUUGGGCUCACACUAGGUGGUGCCCCAGCAGGACCAGCAGGUACUGGCAAGACAGAGACGACAAAGGAUUUGUCUCGUGCCCUAGGUCUUCAGAUUGUUGUGUUCAAUUGCAGUGACCAGAUGACCUACCAGACAAUGGCACAAAUCUUCAUGGGUAUUGCCCAGACAGGAUGCUGGGGAUGCUUUGAUGAGUUCAACCGCAUCUCAAUUGAGGUGCUGUCGGUGGUCUCUACGCAGUACAAGUGCAUUCUUGAUGCAAUCCGGGCCCAACUGCAGGUGUUCCUGUUUGCAGAGGAGGAGACCAAGCUUAUUUCAACCUGUGGAGCUUUCAUCACAAUGAACCCGGGUUAUGCUGGACGUACAGAGCUUCCAGAGAACUUGAAAGCACUGUUCCGUUCAGUUGCCAUGAUUGUGCCUGACCUGCGCUUCAUUUGUGAGAACAUGCUCAUGUCUGAAGGUUUCAUCAAGGCCCGCCCUCUGGCCAACAAGUUCGUGCAGCUGUACUCCUUGUGCAAGGAGCUACUAAGCAAGCAGAUGCACUACGACUGGGGUCUGAGGGCUGUGAAAUCGCUGCUGCGACAAGCUGGUACGCUGAAACGUUUGGAGCCAGAAAGUGAUGAGAAUCCGGUCUUGUGUCGAGCCCUGCGUGACUUCAACACGCCGAAGAUCACAACUCUGGACAUGCCUAUUUUCAUCCGCCUGAUCAAGGAUCUCUUCCCAGGUGUAUGGCCUGAUCCCUUUGAGGAUCCUGAGUUUGAAAAGUUCUGCAAAAACAUUGCGAAGCAGCGUGGACUGCAGGCUGAUUCUCAGUUCAUCAUCAAGACGGUGAGCAUGCUUGGUAUUCUUGGAGUGCGCCAUUGCAUGUUCAUUAUUGGUCCAUCUGGUUGUGGCAAGACUGAAGUGUGGAAGACCUUGAUGGAGGCCUUGCGUGCUCGCGGAGAAGAUGGACAAUGGGAACAGGCAAACCCAAAGGCUGUCACCAGUGAUGAGCUCUAUGGAACAAUGUCAAAAACCAAGGAGUGGAAGGAUGGGCUGAUUGCUGUGAUCUUCCGAAACAUGAGCAAGGAGAUCAAUGGCUACAAGGCCUCCCAUCAGCACAAGUGGGUGAUCUUGGAUGGAGAUAUUGAUGCCACCUGGAUUGAGUCCAUGAACACCGUCAUGGAUGACAACAAAGUCUUGACAUUGGUCUCCAAUGAGCGAAUCCCAUUCUCUCCCACCAUGCGCAUGAUUCUAGAGAUUCAGGACAUGAAGCAUGCCAGUCCAGCAACUGUCUCACGAGGCGGUGUGCUCUUCAUCAAUGAGACGGAUAUUGGUUGGAAACCCUAUGUGGAGAGUUGGAGGGAGAAAAUGGACGCUAUCCCACAGGGUGCCUUCUACUUGCACUUCUCAAAUUACUUUGAGUCGAACAUCGAGACAAUUCGCAAAUCAUUCAACUUCUCCUGCCCCAUGCUGGAUAUGGGUUUCAUCAACAGUCUCACAUGCUUCAUUGAUGCCUUGCUGAACAACAACACGAAGGAAAACAUGGAGGCUUUGAGGACCAUGAGCCCUGAAGACCAAAAGAUGAGCUUUGAUGCACUGUUCUGCUUUGCGAUGAUGUGGACCAUAGGCGGCUCAAUCGCAGAUGACAAGACAGUGAAUUACCGCAAGUCCUUCAAUGCCUUCAUGAAGGGCAUCUCAAAGGCAGUGAAAUUCCCAGACCAGGGAGAGUGUUACGAUUUCAUCUACGAGCCAAAAGCCAAGGAUUGGGUGAGCUGGGAAACCUAUAUCAAGGCAUACCAUCCGAUUUCCGAACAGAUGUACCAGAACAUUGUCAUCAGCAACAUGGAGUUGGAGAGAAUGAAGUACGUGCUGGAGCUGCACGUUGCGCGCAAGAAGCCUGUUCUUUAUGUUGGUGUGGCUGGAACAGGCAAGACCACCAUUGUCAAGGACUUCCUUGCUGAAAUGAAGGCAAGCAACGAAGACAUGGUCAGCAUGUCCAUCAACAACAACAACUACACUAGCAGCUUUGCCCUUCAGAACAUCAUCAUGAGCGCGUUGGACAAGCGUUCUGGCAGAACCUUCGGGCCUCCAGCCAACAAGAAGUGCGUCUUUUUCAUUGAUGACCUGAACAUGCCGUAUGUAGACACUUACGACACUCAAUCAGCAAUCAUGUUGCUGACGCAGAUGUUGGCGUAUGCCCAGGUUUACGAUCGCCAGUGCUUGGAGGACAAGCGAGACCUUGUUGACAUCCUGUUCACUGCAUGCAUGAAUCCCAAAGCAGGUUCCUUCAUGGUCAAUCCGCGCCUUCAGCGGAGAUUCACAGUCAUCACAACCUUCACUCCAACUGCCAGCAUGAUUUCAGGUAUUUACAGUUCAAUCCUUGAGAAGCACUUGGCUGGCUUCGUUCCACCCAUUCAGAAGUUGCUGGAUCCCAUUGUGCAAGCCACCAUUGAUACGCUGGUGCAAGGAAUUCUGAACACACCUUGCUUCUUGCCCUCAGCAUCUAAGUUCCACUAUCAGUUCAACCUGAAAGAUGUUGGCAACAUUUUCCAGGGUAUGCUGAAUACGAAUCCAAAUGUCUUCAAAGAUGGUGCUGCAAAGUUUGCUCGUGUUUGGCUGCACGAGUGCUAUCGCGUUUUCUCAGACCGACUGGUGAGUGCUGCGGACCAAGGAGAGCUGCAGGGUAUCCUGGAGAAGGUGGCAGGCAAGCACUUUGGAAGCAUUCCCAAGGAAGAUCUUUUCAGUCUGCCCUUGAUCAUGACUAGCUUUGUGUCGCAAGCUCAAGGGAAUGAGCGCUUCUACUUGCCUGCCAAAGACAUGCCAACACUCAAGAAAGUGGUAGACGACAAAUUGCAUGAAUACAACGAGACCUUUGCAGCCAUGAACUUGGUUCUUUUCGAUGAUGCCAUUGGGCACGUGUGUCGUAUCUGCCGCAUCACCGACAACCCAUGUGGUCAUGCGCUGCUUGUUGGGGUGGGAGGCUCUGGAAAGCAGUCCUUGGCCAGAUUGGCGACCUUCAUCAAUUCGCAGGACCUGCUGAGCAUUUUGGUGAAUCAGUCCUAUGGUAUGGAGGCUCUGAAGUUGGACCUGCAAGAGUUCUACAAGAAAGCGGUGGUAAAGCCAGGAACUCCCCAGGCAUUCUUGAUGACAGAUGGACAGAUCGCAGAUGAAAGAUUCUUGGUCUUUAUCAACGACAUGCUUUCCAGCGGCGUUAUCCCAGACCUGUUCACGCGAGAGGAAUACGACGGGCUCUUUGGAAGUGUGCGCAAUGCUGCAAAAGCUGCAAACUAUUCUGAUGAUCGUGAUGGUCUCUUCGCCUUCUUCAUUGACAAAUUCAGGAAGAACUUGCACUAUAUCCUUUGCCACUCUCCAGUUGGAGACGACUUCCGCAUUCGUGGCCGCAAGUUCCCUGCUCUUAUCAGUUGCAUGGUGGUGGAUGAGUUCAUGGCAUGGCCACGUGAUGCUCUGGAUGGUGUGGCUCGUCGCUUCUUGGUGGAACUGGUGAACAAUGGCAACCUGCAGGAUGAAGACAUUCUGGGGCUGGUAGCUGCCAAUAUGGCAGAGGUGCAUCUUUCCAUUGAAACCGCCAACAAAAGGUAUUUGGAGGUGGAACGGAGGCACAACUAUUGCACUCCCAAGUCGUUCUUGGAGUUGAUCAGCUUCUACAUCAAGAUGCUCUCAGAGAAGCAGAACUCUGUGAGUGCAAACUGUGAGCGACUAGAACGGGGUUUGGCCAUCAUGGAGCAGGUGCAGUCAAAGGUAGAAGGCCUCAAAGAAGAUUUGAAGAUCACCAUGGUUCAGGUCGAUGAGAAGAAAGCUGCAACGGCUGUUUUGAUCGAGCAGGUGACCAAAGCAUCUGCCAUUGCAGCAGAAGAAAAGGCAGCAGCUGACGUUGAGGCUGAAAAGACCUCCAAACUUGCUGCAGAUGCAGCUGAGCUUCAAUCGCAGGCGGAUGGUGAGUUGUCAGAGGCCAUGCCUGCCAUGAAAGCAGCUGCAGAAGCUGUGGAUUGCUUAGACAAGAAUAGUAUUGGCGAGCUGAAGGGCUUUGGCAAACCACCACCUGAGUGUAUUGAUGUUUGCGCAUGUGCAGGCUUCCUUCUCAGGAACGAGAAAAAGAAACUUGACUGGAAAGGUGCGCAGAAAAUGAUGAACAACCCAAUGGCCUUCAUUGAUGAAGUCAAAGCCUUCAAUGCCAACGAGAUUCCUGACAACACUCUGAAGGAGUGUGAUGCCCUUAUCGCGCUCCCCUUCUUCAACUAUGAAACCAUGAAGGGAAAGAGUUUGGCUGCAGCCAACUUGGCAAACUGGGCCAUCAACUGUGUCAAAUACCACAAGAUUUAUGUCAAGGUUGCGCCCCUGAUGGCAAAAGUGGAGGAAGCAACACGAACCAAGAACGAGGCUGAAGCCAGCUUGGAGAUCGUGAUGAAGAAGGUCGCAGACAUUGAGGCCGAAUGCCAGAGAUUGGAGGACAAGUUGAAUGGGGCUGUUGCUGAGAAAGAACGUGUAGAAGCACAAGCUGCUGCUUGCUUAGAGAAGCUUGGCUUGGCUGAGAGGCUUGUGAAUGGCCUCGCCGAUGAGUACAAGCGCUGGACUGCCACAGUCAAAGAUCUGAAGGACUUGACGCUGAAACUCAUUGGCAAUUGUCUUCUUGCUUCAGCAUUCGUUGGGUACAUCUCCCCGUUCUCUAUGUCCUUCCGGGUACAGUUGUGGAAGGAGGGAUGGACAGGAGACAUUACUGGCAGAGGCAUCCCAAUCAGCUCAGGCAUUGAUCCACUGAAGGUUCUGUGCACGGAUGCAGAUGUGGCUGGCUGGCAGAAUGAAGGCUUGCCUUCUGACCGAAUCUCAGUGGAGAACGCGUCAGUUGUAACAAGCUGCUCCCGGUGGCCAUUGAUGAUCGAUCCUCAGUUGCAAGGUGUGAAGUGGAUCAAGCAGAGGUUGGGUGAGGACCUGACAGUGCUGCAGUUCACCAUGAAUCAGUGGCUUCAGAAGGUGUUGUUUGCUAUCCAAAUGGGUGGCCAACUGCUGAUUGAGGCAGUGGGACAAGAGAUUGAUGCUAUCCUUGAGCCUGUCCUGUCACGAGCGGUGAUUAAACGAGGGCGCAAUGCCAUGAUCAUCAAAAUAGGUGGUGAGGAGGUGGACUACGAUCCCAAGUUCCAGCUAUACUUGCAGUCCAAACUGCCAAAUCCGCACUACAGGCCGGAGAUCGCUGCGCAGUGUACGAUCAUCAACUUCAUUGUCACGCCAGAUGGUUUGGAGGAUCAGAUUCUGGCAAUGGUCGUCAAUGUUGAGAAGCCAGAGUUGGAACAAGAGAAGCAAGAGCUGGUCCGCAGGCAGAAUGACUUCAAGGUGACGUUGUCGCAGCUGGAAGAUGACCUAUUGUCCCAGUUGUCAACUGCAGAUCCAGCAACAAUUCUUGACAACAUUCCCCUUAUUGAGGGCUUGGAAAAGACCAAAGCUACCUCCAAAGAGAUUGCUGAACAGGUAGAACUAGCCCAGAAGACAGAAGUUGAGAUCAACACAUCUCGAGAGCUGUAUCGGCCUGUAGCUGCGGAGGGAUCGAUGCUUUUCUUCUUGAUCAUCCAGCUUUGCUUCAUUGAGCACAUGUACCAGUACUCCCUUGACUCCUUCGUCAACUUCUUGUACAAGGCCAUCGAUCGAACUGAAGCCACGGAUGAUAUCCAAGAGCGAACGAAGAGACUGAUUUCAGUGAUUCGCAUGACCAUCUUCCGCUGGGUGAACAGAGGCCUGUUUGAACGUCACAAGUUGAUCUUUUGCUCAAUGUUGACCUUCAAGCUGUUCCAGAAAGGCUUCUUGCAGGAGGAUUUCUCACCUGCAUAUUUCAACUACCUGUUGCGAGCCCCGAUGUCUGUGGGUAUGGAGAACCCACUGCAGGAAUGGCUGCCUACAAAGAACUGGGGCCUGGUUCUGAAGUUGAAUGACCUUGAAGGCUUCGAGAACUUUGCACAGAACAUGGAGAAGGAUGCACCGAAUCGCUUCAAGGAGUGGUUCAACGAGAUAGCACCAGAAGAGGUGAAGUUGCCACUGGAUUGGAAGAGGCUUGACUCAGUUCCUUUCCAGAAGCUGCUGGUCCUUCGAGCUUUGAGACCGGAUCGGUGCUGUGCAGCCAUGGCUGAAUGGAUCCGAGGUGCCUUGCCGAAUGGCAAAGACUAUAUGGACUGCGAUGGAUCAUCUUCCUUCGCGCUUAUCCUCAGCAAUUCCUUCGAAGACUCCACCAGCACCACACCCAUUUUCUUCAUCCUGUCGCCUGGAGCUGACCCAGUGAAGGAAGUGGAGUCAAUGGGAAAGAAAAGACCGGAAGGUUUGUCUUUGGGAUCGAAUUACUGGAACGUGGCCAUGGGUCAAGGACAAGAUGUUGUUGCCAUGGCCAAGCUGGACAUUGGACAUCGAGAGGGGCAUUGGGUCAUGCUUCAGAACAUCCAUUUGAUGCCAAAAUGGUGUGUAGAGCUGGAGAAGAAACUGGAUGUCUUUGCGGUGGAGAACAGCCAUCCAAACUUCAGGCUCUUCCUGUCUGCAGAUCCCAGCAAGGGCAUUCCAAUUGGCAUUCUGGAGCGUUCUAUCAAACUGACCAACGAGCCACCGCAAGGCAUGCUUGCAAACCUCCGACGAUCCUUCGCACUCUUCCCCAAAGAGGACUUCGAGGACAAAGAUGCCAAGGUGAAGUCUAUCUUGUUUGCCCUGUGCCACUUCCACUCCCUUAUGUUGGAGCGAAAGAAGUUUGGACCCAUGGGCUACAACAUGAUGUAUCCAUUCUCAGCCGGUGAUUUGCGGGACUCGGCCCAAGUCCUGUACAACUACCUGGAGGGAUCUUCAGCUGUGAAGAUUCCAUGGGAUGACUUGCGAUACAUCUUUGGCGAGAUCAUGUAUGGUGGGCACAUUGUGGAUGACUGGGACCGCCGCAUGUCGCAGAAGUAUUUGUUGUAUUUCAUGCGAGAUGAGCUGCUUGACGAGAUCGACAUGAUCCCAUAUGCAGAAGGAAAGCUGUCCUGGCCAUCACCUCAGCCGGCUGCGCAUGAACGCUAUCUUGAGCACAUCGAGACGAUGCCGCCAGAAUCACCGUUGUUCUUCGGCAUGCACCCCAACGCAGAGAUCAACUUCCGAACUGCUGAGUGCGACAAGGUGUUUGAGCUUUUGACCAUGCUCGCAGGUGGUUCAGGCGGUGGGGAUGGUGAUGAUGACGCGUCCAUGAGCCCGAUGGCCAUUGCGCAGAUGACGUGCGACGAGAUCUUGGAGGAGGUGAACGAGAAGAAAUUCCCCACGGAUGACGUGAGCCGUGGCAUGAACGAGGACGACAAGGGACCCUACCAGUUCGUCUUCCUGCAAGAGUGUGAGUACAUGAAUGCUUUGCUGUACGAGAUGGUCAAGGGCCUGCAGGAGCUGCAGCUGGGUUUCAAGGGUGAGCUGACCAUGAGCGAAAACAUGGAAGACAUGGCCAAGUGUCUGUAUUCCGAAAAGCUCCCGACCUGGUGGGUGAAAUUGGGUUUCGCCUCCACGCGGCCGCUGAAGUCUUGGCGCGAGCGCUAUCAGCAGCUGGAUGACUGGAUCAAUGACCCACUCAACAUCCCCAAGGCACAUGCAACCCCUGUUCCAGGGGUUGGUGGUAAGGUCGUGGACAUCUCCAAGCUCUUCAAUCCACAGAGUUAUUUGACGGCCAUCAAGCAGAUCUGCUGUCAGAAUCAGGGUUUGGAACUGGACAAGUUGCAGGUCUUCACUGAAGUCACCAAGAAGGAACCCAAGCAGAUCGAGGGCCCGUGCAAGGAUGGCGCUUAUGUGUCCGGGAUGUUCCUGGAAGGAGCUCGCUGGGAUAUGACUUCAAAUUCAUUGGAAGAUUCCAAACCCAAGGAGAUGUUUACAGCUAUGCCGGUCAUCACAUGCAAAGCAGGCAUGGCCACCGACAAGGCGGACAAGAACAUCUACAUCUGCCCCACUUACUGCGUCCCCACGCGUCGUCCUUACUUCGUCUUCGCAGCGCAGCUGCGCACCAAGGCGCCGGCCGACAAGUGGGUGCUGGCAGGAGUGGGCAUGAUUCUGGACAUUGGACUUUAA